AUGGUGCGUCUGAGCAUGGAUCUGAUUGCAAAAUCCAGCAGCCACUUCAAAAAGAGAAGGAGCCGCUCCCUCUCGCAGUACCUCAAGAGUCUCACACACCUCAACUUUUCCAACAAGAACAUUGAGGAUAUUGAUGAUCUGUCUAUGUGUAGGAACCUCACAGUUCUUUACCUGUACAACAAUCAGAUCACACACAUCAGCAACUUAAGCUUCGCCUCCAACCUCACCCAUCUGUACCUGCAGAACAACAACAUAUACUGUAUGGAGAACCUCUCCAGCCUGCAGAACCUCUCCAAGCUGUAUCUCGGCGGGAACAGCAUAACUGUGGUGGAGGGCUUAGAGCAGCUCAGGGGUCUUAAGGAGCUUCAUCUGGAGAAUCAGAGGUUGGCACCAGGGGAAAAGCUACUCCUCGAUCCCAGGACCCUCCUCUCCCUUGCUGAGUCUCUUUGUGUCCUGAAUAUUAAUAACACUAACACCGACGAGAUCAAGGAUCUGGCGGUCCUCAAAGAGCUCCAGCAUUUCUCUGCUGCCGAGAAUAAGCUGCAUGAUAUAGAGGAGUUAGAGGACGUGUUCAGCCAGUGGCCGCGGAUAAACCGAGUGGAUUUGAGCGGAAACCCGGUUUCUAACAAACCCAAGUACAGGGACCGCCUGAUCACUGUGUGCCGAAGACUAGAGGUUCUCGAUGGAAAGGAAAUUGGUGAGUUAUGCAGACAAUUCCUUAUUAACUGGAAAGCGUCGAAAGAGGCCAAGAACCGACUGAAAGAUGAGCGACUCGUGACCGGGAAGUUCAUCAGCUAUCCAUUAACAAGUAAAUCACUCAACCACAUAGUGGUUGUUGGGGCGCACGCGGCAAAGCUCUCUCUCCCGGAGCGCUGGGCUGCUGAGCAGUAUGGCUGA
This is a messenger RNA of Lampris incognitus (smalleye Pacific opah), 897 nucleotides long. It is a transcript of the gene ppp1r42, whose product is annotated as protein phosphatase 1, regulatory subunit 42. NCBI's taxonomy places the organism in Eukaryota, Metazoa, Chordata, Actinopteri, Lampriformes, Lampridae. Gene Ontology annotation, molecular function: protein binding. The transcript has 7 exons. The record is from RefSeq and is a predicted model, not a curated record. Bases 1 to 897 code for a protein of 298 amino acids.